AUGUCUAUGGAUUUCAAUGCACUAGCCCAACAAUUCACCGAAUUCUACUACAACCAGUUCGAUUCGGACAGAAGCCAGCUGGGGAACUUGUACAGAGAUGAGUCCAUGCUAACUUUUGAAACGACCCAGCUACAAGGUACCAAGGCGAUUGUUGAGAAAUUGACCUCUUUGCCCUUCCAAAGAGUCUCGCACAGAAUCACAACGCUGGAUGCUCAGCCAGCAUCCGCGAACGGCGAUGUCCUUGUCAUGAUCACCGGUGAUCUUUUGAUUGACGAGGAACAGAACGCUCAACGGUUUUCCCAAGUGUUCCACUUGAUCCCAGAUGGUAACUCGUACUACGUUUUCAACGAUAUCUUCCGUUUGAACUACUCUUCCUGA
Huiozyma naganishii CBS 8797 is the source of this 378-nucleotide messenger RNA. It is a transcript of the gene NTF2, whose product is annotated as Ran GTPase-binding protein NTF2. Gene Ontology annotation, biological process: protein import into nucleus. Bases 1 to 378 code for a protein of 125 amino acids. NCBI's taxonomy places the organism in Eukaryota, Fungi, Ascomycota, Saccharomycetes, Saccharomycetales, Saccharomycetaceae. The transcript has a single exon. The record is from RefSeq and is a predicted model, not a curated record. Gene Ontology annotation, cellular component: nuclear pore central transport channel.